Syngnathus acus (greater pipefish) is the source of this 3777-nucleotide messenger RNA. RefSeq names its product La ribonucleoprotein 4Ab (gene larp4ab). The transcript has 15 exons. NCBI's taxonomy places the organism in Eukaryota, Metazoa, Chordata, Actinopteri, Syngnathiformes, Syngnathidae. Gene Ontology annotation, molecular function: mRNA 3'-UTR binding. Bases 355 to 2553 code for a protein of 732 amino acids. Gene Ontology annotation, cellular component: cytoplasmic stress granule; cytosol. Gene Ontology annotation, biological process: positive regulation of translation. The record is from RefSeq and is a predicted model, not a curated record.
AACCGUUGUACGUACUUACUUGCAAGCAGAGGACGACACGCACAGGGCAUAGCUGUCACAUGCUGCACGAAGAGUUCAUCGAAGCCAAUCGGUUCAAAUGAGGAUAACGUCAUAAAAUGGCAAUUUCUUUUUGACUAAAUAACUAAGGUAGCCGUUCGUGUUACUAAAGUCGUAGUCUGAAGUGUAUCGUGCUCGUGUUUGGGCUUGGCGUGUUACCGGGGAGACGGUAGUUGAGGAAAAAGCCGCACUCCAAAGAAGUGUGGUCGAGAGCCUCAAUCGCAAGUCUCAAGGCACUCUGACGUUAUUUUAUAACCACAAACUGAAGCGGACGUCGUCUUAAUAUCAUAUCCAAACAUGGUCACCACCAAGGAAACCGUUCUGAACCCCAAUGCCAAAGUGUGGCAGGAGAUUCCUGCCCACCAGAAUGAUAUCUCGGAGGGGACAGACAAUUCCUCUUGGCUGCAGACCUAUCCUCACAACGCUGUCAUGACUGAAGAGUACCCUGAUGUUCUCUCUUUUGGGGGAAAAGGAUGCGAUUCUGACUUUGCUGAUAACACUGACUACGCCUGUGUGCCUCCAGAGGGCAUUGUGAACGAUACUGACCCCUUUGCUGUAGGGUAUUUAGCCCUUAACCCCCAAAGCGAGUCAACUGUUGGUGAAACUAAAGAACAAACAAUGUCUGAGAGUCUCAGGGAGUCCUUGAAGAAAAAACUGGAGUUCUACUUUUCAAGGGAGAACUUAGCAAUUGACCAGUACCUGAUAUCAGAGAUGGAUAGUGAGCAGUUUAUUCCAAUCUGGACCAUAGCGUGCAUGGAGGACAUCAAAGCCCUCACUAAUGAUAUGGAUCUCAUCGUGGAUGUACUGAGAGAAUUGCCACUGGUUCACGUCGAUGAAGCCGGAGAGAAAGUUCGUCCAAAUCACAGUCGCUCAAUUAUUAUUCUGCGAGAGGUUCCAGAGACUACACCAGUAGAGGAGGUGGAGGCUCUCUUUAAAAGUGAAGAGUGCCCAAAUAUGAUAAGUGCCGAAUUUGCCCACAACAGCAACUGGUACAUCACGUUCCAGUCAGAUAUGGAUGCACUAAAGGCUUACAGAUAUUUACGGGAGGAAGUGAAAGUGUUUCAGGGCAAGCCAAUAAUGGCCCGCAUCAAGGCAAUAAACACAUUCUUUAGUAAGCCGGGCUUCAGCACCGUGGACCCAAGUGUGUACAACCAGCAGGCCCAGCCUCACAUUGCAUUUGGCUCCCCUGUGUACAUGCAGCAGGUGUACAGUGCUCAGCAGCAAUACCCAGUCUAUCCAGCUCUUGCCCAGUCCUGGAAUGCAACAACAAUGCCUUACUUUGAAACGCCACUGGCACCUUUCCCAAACAACGGCUUCAUGACUGCUUACAACAGUGUGGGGAACUAUAAAGCAAGUUCAAGCUGUAAUCCUCCUUUGUGCAGGACCCGAAAUCAUUUAAAGGGACACUUUAGGCCUUGUGACACACACAUAGCCCCAUCAAUGGCUCCCCCAGCAUUGAUGGAUGGCCUGUUGAGACCUUUGACCUCACAACCCCCUCAGACACCAGGGACCUUGAUGGCCACCACUUCAGUUAGCCUUCCCUCCCUAAGACUUAAAAGCACUUCUCCGAAGGACACUACGCCCAGCGGGGAUUUGAGUAUGGAUGUCCGAACAAGGAGAACUAACAACUACAGGGGCAUGAGGAGGAAAAGAGAUGAUGAACAUACCAUGAAACAGACAGAAGUCGAGGUGCCCCCGCCUCCAAAGUUUGACCUGGCGGCUUCCAAUUUCCCUCCUUUGCCGGGAUCUGCGGUUAGUCUAACAGAAGAGAAGACACCAGAGAUGCGGCUCUCUGAUGUAGUACGUGGUCUAAAAGUCACCAGCAAGGCUGUAUGCAACAAGGUAGACGAAAUGAAACCUUCAAACGUCUCAGAGCCUCCAGCUCCAAGUCCUGUUAGUCCAGAUGUGACACCUAGUGCAGAGGUGAUGCAAAAACCAGCCCAGCCUAUUAGAAGCAGUUCCUCACCGAUCGAGAAUGUGGGUGAGGCUGACAUUAUGCCAAAUGAAAAAGUGUCACCAACCGUCAAGCCUGUUAGUCCAACAGAAGCAUCUUCCUCGUGUAGCCGCGGUGUUCUUGAAGUGGCAUCCCCACCAGCUGACAGCUCAGAACAGGAGCCGAAAAAGCUCAGCUAUGCAGAAGUGUGCCAGCGACUUGCUAAAGAUGGACCACCAGCACAGACACCCUCUCCGGCGGCCCCUGUCUCUACGGCCGUUCAGCCUCUUCAGGAGCUCAAGGCUAAUAGAGGGGAGGAGCCACGAGCCAAUCAUAGGGAUCCUGUGGAUAAAUCAGACAAAGGUGGAGACAGCUGCCCUCCUCGCCAAGUCACACGUACAUUUUACGGCUAUAAUCGCGCCGGCCGAAGUGGAGGUGCGGGGAUGAAGAGUUGGGAGCAUCCCAGAAACAUGGGUGGGUACACAGGCAAAACCUUUUCCCCGCAGCGUGGAUUUCGAAAGAGUGGCAAGGAACAGAACAUUCCCCCAAGGUCACCAAAAUAAUACAACAAUCCUCAAACUGGGACACCUGUGUAAAUAUUUAAUCUUAUAUCAAAAGAAAGUCUGUAAAUAGGAAUAUUUUAGGUUAAUGUUGCUUCUGACAAAUGUUUUUCAUGGCUAGUGCGAGUUAUUUUUUCGUUCUCCAUGGUUGUCAGCCGUGCUCAGCUUUUGGGUUAGCAAGAAUGGGCGACCUACAUUUUUAUAUAUGCCCUUAUUAGGCCUGGUUCACAUGACGAGAUAUUAAAAUUAUCGCCAGGGUUCAUUCGUGAAUAUUCAUACUUUGGAGUAAACAAUGGAUGAGAAGGAGGCAUUGAGUUAAAUAUCCCCACUCAAAUUUAAGAUGAUAUUUUUGAGCUAUUACGGUAAUCGGCACAUCUGUACGAUUUUUUGGGAAGCGAGAUUGAGGGCUAAAAUUGGGCUGAUUAUCCUGGCAUGUGAACCAGGCUUAGUCAUUUAUGUAGUGUGUGUGACUGGUAGAACCAUUGCUGUGAUCCCAAAAAUGUAUAACCUCUCCAAAAAUACAUUGCUGAUCUUCCAGUAUCUUGAAUCUGGCAUAUAAGGUCUGAAGUCAGCAACAUGAAGUGCAACUGAACUAGAAAGAGAAAAUUGAAAUAGGGACUCGACAGGUGAGGAUUUGAGUGACCGAAUUUAGAAGUUGUAAUUUUCUGCUGCCAGUGUGAUGUUAGAGACGUGCAACUGUGUCUGAUUUGCAAAGUCUAGUGGCCCUUUGUGAGUAUCUUUCACUUUGAGUUGUAGUCCAGUUUCAGAGUGAAAUGGUAGCAGUCAACUUCUGAAAUAAGGUGUUUUGAAAUGUAAACAAUGUUUAUAGACUUGACAAAGUAUUUUGCCCAUCUCUCAGGUGCUGUCUUUCCACUGGGCUAUUUUGCAAUGUUGUUUUGCAGUUUUAAUGGCAGCUUUUGUGUUUUGGAUUACAAUAUCGGUUGAAUUGCGAGUGAUCGCUUUGUUGCUGAUUUGCAAGCGAUCACAUUGUCUUCCUCAGUUUGUGACGAGGACCGCUUUUACGGCAAGUUAAGGGAACACUCUGGAAAAUAUUAAGGUCAAGUGCAGAGUAAAUAACUCUUGAGUUAGCCGGCUGUUCAUUAGGGAUCGGCACAUAGCAAGAUUGCCACUUUUUGUGCGUCACAAGGAUAACAAUUUAAGGCAAUACUGUGGAAAAAAACAUUUCAUUUAAGUAAUCGAAAUGACAGGGAGCUAAUCUUAUCACAA